This is a messenger RNA of Diplodia corticola, 5484 nucleotides long. RefSeq names its product methyl-binding domain-containing protein 4. The record is from RefSeq and is a predicted model, not a curated record. The coding region runs from base 1 to 5484 and encodes 1827 amino acids. NCBI's taxonomy places the organism in Eukaryota, Fungi, Ascomycota, Dothideomycetes, Botryosphaeriales, Botryosphaeriaceae. Gene Ontology annotation, cellular component: nucleus. The transcript has a single exon. Gene Ontology annotation, biological process: DNA repair. Gene Ontology annotation, molecular function: catalytic activity; DNA binding.
AUGGCGCCGCCCCCCAGCGACGGAUCCACCCACGCGAAAAUGCCGUUCCGUAAACCCAGCAAGAAGAAACACGUAGACUCGUCCACGCCUGCUCACCGCCGCCCGUCGUACUCUUCGCUGUCCUUCGUCGCCAACGACGCGCCGCCCUCGCAACCCGCCCCACCGGUCACACCUUUGCAGCUCGAGCGACAGAAGCAGCAGCCCGCAUCCUCUCGAACUCCGAAGCCCGCUUCGACUUCGCCCGCAAUGUUGCCGCCACCAUCGUUCCCUGUCAACGUGGCCGAGCCAUCGAAAUCGCCACUCAUCCUAACCUCGCUGCACAGGCCCAGCGUGCUGCAGUAUGCCCGAACUCAUGAGCUGCUCCAAAAGCAUGGCGGAAUGUUGAAAGGUAAAGCGGCGACGGAAUUUGUGGCAGACGUCCGCGCCUACGCCAAGGGCAAGGGAUUGACAGAUAGCGUGGCCGACGAGUGCGUGAAGGAAGCCAAAGCUGCCGUCUUCAGCCCGGCGAAGAAGGCUGUGGAGAAGAAAGUGAAUUCGAAGCGUGGUGCACAGGAUGGAACCUUGACACAACCCCCGGUUGUACCGAGCAAGGUCUUGAAUGGAAAGGCAGAGUCUACCGCUGGUGGGAGUGACGACGAGAAGAAGUUGAAGAAGGCAAAGAAAAGAAGAAAGAAGAGGAAGAGGGAGAGGAAGAAGGAGAGGGAGAAGAAGGAAAGGAGUCCCGAAGAACCAGACGGCAACACUGCAGCGAGGGAGCCCAAGACUGACACCUCCUUGCCCGUUCAGUAUGUCUCCAGUGCUGUUUCAGAGAUUUCCAAAGACAAGACCGCGUCUGCGCAGAAGAAGCAGAAGAAGCAGAGGAAGAGGAAAAGGGGGUUGUCCAUUGGAAACAACACCUACGAUAAACAAGGGCACCACAGCGCUGUCAUGAAAGAUGAAACCUCGGAAUCCCAUGCAGCUGCGAAUGCCAUUACAUCGGCCAAAGGAAAAAAGAAAACCAAGAAGCUGGAGUCAACACUACACGAUGACCGAAAGAAUCCUUCAGACCUUCCUCCAAAGAAGAAGCUCAAACGUGUCCACAAGACUCAGAGUUCAUCUCAGAACAGAGACGCUCAUAAGUCUAGAAGGGAAACCGAAGUGGACAAAGCGCAUCAAAGGCAAAGUGCCGGCCAGAGGCUUGAAGCAAGCGCUGCGCAACCGUCAACUCUGAAGAGAAAACGGCCUUCUUCUCCCCCGGGCGGCGUCAUCAGCACCAACCCGAGUUUUGGAAAGCCGCACCAAUCCAAUCGUGUUACGCAGCCGUCCCCAGACAUUGAGAGAGCCGAUGGCUCUAGCAGAGGCCGGGGUAAACCCAAUUGGAAAGCUGGUUCUGGAUCCGAGGCUGAGUGGAGCAGCACUUCUGUCGCUCAAACUGAAAGCGAUCGACCGGUUUGCACGCCUUCCACGGAACUCAAGGAUGUGUCCCCUGCCGAUGAAAAUGCAACCCCUCUCCACGAUGCCAGUGUCAAUAUUGGAGAGCCAAACAGGAAGAAAGCAAGGAUUCAAGAAAGUAUGAAAGAACAGGAUGAUUCCGACAGCGCUGCUGGGUCGCUCUUAUCAGCGGAGCCGGAGUCACUGAACAGUGAAAUUGACGAUGAUGACGAAGCGACAAGUGCAGGCUCCGCACCGCUGAGAUCGGAGCUUGAGUCUGGUAGACACCCUAAAGUUGGUGAACUGCCACGGGAGGAUCAAUCACUGGAGAAGAGAGAAAGGAAGAACAUCGAAGCAGUGGAACUCGAAACCACACCGCCACCCUCCGAUUCCGAAGCAGAAGACUCCGAAUAUGAGGCUACAAAUACGAAGAAAGGCGCCGCCUCCGAUAGCGGUUCUAACAGGGACACGCCAGAGCCGGAAACGGGCUCGAGUGAUGAAGAGUCAAUUAAAGCACAUGAUGACUCUCAGAAGGAGCCGAAAUCGAAGCAAACGAGCCUCGCCCGACUCUCGGAUCGCUCCUUCUAUGAAUUCAUGGAAUCUCAAUCUUCCCCCUUCAUACCCUCGAUUUUGCAGCUGUUGCCCUCAAUCCAAGUCAAGCCACCCAUAAAGGAGUGUCUGACCAAGCUUCAAACGCUUCCGCAAGGCGAUCCAGAGUCAUCAUCGUCUUCCUCUGAAUCUGAAUCGGACUCGGAGUCCACAUCGUCUUCCCCUUCUGAGUCUGACUCGGACUCAGGCGUAGGUCAACCUGGCAGGAAAGCGUCGCAUUCAACUAAGGCACCUUUGCGGUUGGGCAGCCAUUCCGUGCAGCAGCCUAGUGUGCUGCAGUCUCACACUCAAGAGGCUUCAAGUUUAUCCAAGAUGAGGGAAGUACAGGAAGAUACCGCGACGCCAGAGCUGGGAGACCACCGCGUGGAGCAACCUGGCCAACCGGAGGUGGCAUCUGAAGGAUCAGGUCGUGAUAUAUCCAAAACACCCGAGCUUAGCUCUGCAACGCCGGCUACCAACGACCCCCGAGAAGAUAAGAAAGGCAAACAACGCAAGUUGAAGGGCGUCAGGGCUGACAGCGUAUCAUUAUUCGGCACCAGUAGCGCGGAUCUGGAGGGAGACGAAGGCCUGAGCCGGAGCACCGCAGAGGAGAGAUGGCGGCAAAGCGCGGCUCUUUCGUCCAACUUCAACAUGCAAGAGGAACGCUCUCCACUCACAACGCGGCAAAGUCGCCGCAGAAUCGCUCAUUCACCGUCGGUAAGGGAGGACUCAUCAGCACGUGCCGGAAAGAGCACGCGUCAGGCACUGGCGGGUGGGGGCCAGCCAUUCUCGGGUUCCAUCAAAAGACGGUCACAGAAGUCAGCCACACCCUUGUCAAGAAGGCCGAGUUCUACUCAACUUCCCCCUCCCGAAUCCCCGAGCGAGUCUGAAGGGCUUGGUGAAAAGCCCGUUCAACCUGAAAUGCCGUUGUCCUCGCCUGUCACUCGCUCGCAACUCAGGAAGAAGCGGUCCGGGUCUGAUGCAAGCGCCUCACCAAUCACCUCAGGCUCAAGCAGGAGAGACUCAAACGCCUCGAUUGGGGACCGACCUGGGCUUAGAUCGGCAUCUACGGAAGAUGACUCUGCCACUGGAGAUACCGAACCGGUUGCUCCACCCACGAGUGAGACGCGCUCGAUUGGCCGGUUCGUCUGCGUCAAAAUCUUAAGGAAGCCACGGUCUGCUCGGGAUGACAACAUCCUGACAUACGAUAUUCAUGGUCAUGAUAAUGAAGAGCACCCGUCACCGGACGAUGGCCAUCGGCAAGAGCCCCCCCUGGAAGUCAGCUCAGAUGCUGGCAAGAGUGGUCGACGAGCACCAGACCACGAAUAUGACUCGGCAGCCGACAUGGAUGAAGAUGGUUCGGUCGUAGACAAAGCUACGCCCCCUCGCCCCGUGUACAUAGCCUCUUUCAGCCAGGUUACGGAUCCAGCCAACUUCGGGGGUGUGGCACAUGAUGUGGAUGACGACUACAGUGACAACAACGAGAGUGAUUUCGACGGCCUCGGUGACGAAAAUGGGACUUCGGACGCUAAGGGGCUGGAAGCCGAUGACGAGCAGGAAAAUGAGCACGGCUCGCCGCUCAGACCUAUGAACGAGGGCGACCAGACCGAUGCGAUAACUGUAUCAACAGAUAGCCGAUCUUCAGACGACGAUUUGCAGUCUGAGAAAGUCCAUGUAAAAGGUCCCGUAACAAGCACGCCAAGGCGGGAUACAACCUCGCCGAAAGCUCCGGUCCAGUCUACAGAUCGGAGUCGUCGCGGUACUUCUGAGGAUUAUCCGUGGAUCUCUCAAGAAGGCCGUGGCGCAUCAGUGAGGCUGACGAAGCCAAGCUCUCGCAGGUCUCAAGUUCCACACGUUUCUCAGUUCGCUGGCACAAGCGCCGUGCGAUUGUCGUCGACCCCGCCUGGUGCAGAGAUUAUGGAAGGACAGUCGGAUCUCGGUAGUAGAGCAUCAUCAUACGAUCACGAGCCGAAAGGAUUCUUACAUCCUGACGGGAACCUCUCUGCACAGAAGCGUCGCACGAGUCUGCGCUCGCCGCACUUUGCUCCGGCGCCUCAUUCCCAGAGAUCCAGGCGUCCACCUGCCGGCACCGUCUCUUCGUUGCCUUUCCCCUCCGUCCAAGCCUCACGUUUUGGCUUGAUCCAAGAAGACCUCGCUCACGAACCCUUCAAGUUUCUCGUUGCCGUCAUGUUCCUCAACAAGACCAAAGGCAGCUGCGCCAUUCCAAAGUUCCGCAAUUUUAUCGCACAGUAUCCAACGCCCGAUGACCUCGCGCACGCCAAUGUCCUUGACAUCACCGCGAUUCUACGCCCACUUGGCAUGCAAAACGUGCGCGCCAACAUACUCAUCGAGUUCGCCAAGCGUUGGCUGCUUGAUCCUCCUCGGCCCGGCAGACGCCAUCGCAGCAUGAAUUACCCUGGAAAGGGGCUACAGAAGGACAUCAGGCCCGGUGAGGUCUUGAGCGAUGCCGAUCCUCGCGUAGCAGCUUAUGAGAUUGCGCACUUGCCUGGUUGCGGCCCAUACGCACUGGAUAGCUGGCGUAUCUUCUGCCGUGAUGAGUUUAGAGGUGUGGCGUUGGACUACAACGGCGCAGGUGUGGGGGACGAGGGCUUUGAGCCUGAGUGGAAGAGGGUCAGACCAAAAGAUAAGGAGCUGAGGGCCUUCCUGAGGUGGAUGUGGCUGAGAGAGGGAUGGGCGUGGGACCCAGAGACUGGAGAGAGAAGCCUGGCGAAGAGCGAGGAGGUACGAGCAGCAGAGGAGAGGUGGCGGUGGGAUCAGGAAAGUGGAGAGGGUAUAUGGAUUGAUGGUGGGGUGGACAAGAAUGAAGGAGUGACGAGUGGAGCAGCGAGAUCUGGUGCUGCACUCUCUCCUUCCUUGCCCGCUCGCAGCGAGCAUCACUUUCGCGGUUCCGUUGAGAGCGAUGAGGACGACACAGAUGGAGUGUCGAGCGCUGUCCAGCCGAAUGGUGGACUACCCGAAGGAGACACCAGCAGCCAAUUGGCCGCAGCUCAGCUUGCCCGCGAAGCCAGCCUCUCGCAAAGCCGCGCAUUGACCCAAGUGCCCGCAACUCGACCACCUCCUCAGUCACCGUUUCCAACCAGCGUUGCUUCCGUUGUUGGCGAUGGUGAGGCAACGGAAAAGGCAACGGACAGCGAAGCCAGCACUUCCACAGAUGACGGUGACGCUAUCAGCGACAGCGACAGCGACAGAGACGGUGACAAUAGUAGUUCUUAUGCCCCUCUUGCCGGCAUAACGAGGAUGUUUAGACAAUGGGAGAGAAGAGCAAAAGGGUACCCUACUGGGGAGGUCGAGGAGACGCCGCAGCCGGAGAGUCCGGCAAAGAGGAUGGCAGGAGAAGCGGCUGAGGCGAACCCGAUCGAGAACAGGAGUAAUGACAACAGCGAAGAUGGUGACGGCGGUGAAGAUAUGGAUGAGAUGGAAGGUGUUGAGGAAGGCAGUUCCCGCCAGGCAAGUCCUGAACUUUGA